ACCGUCCAAAACACACACACAAUUAUAUUUGCACUGAAAAGAAAUGACAGAAAUACAGGUUGAAAGCCUCUGGCUUUUGGCUCUCGCUUCAAAAUGGGAAUCUCUCACUCUCCUAAACGCUGCCGUUUUUGCAUUUCUCUUCCUACUUUCAUGCCUGACCCUCAACUUAAUCUUCUGGGCCCACCCCGGCGGCCCUGCUUGGGGCAAGCACCAUUGGAGUAAGCCCUCGUCAUCAUCGGAUUCUCCCCCAAUUCCAGGCCCAAAUGGAAUCCCUAUAGCUGGAAGCAUGGGCCUCAUGCUGGGCCUAGCCCACCACAAAAUAGCCGCCGCCGCUGAAGCCUGUCGAGCUAAACGCCUCAUGGCUUUCAGCAUCGGCCAGACACGUGCCGUUGUCACGUGCAACCCUGACGUUGCCAGAGAUAUUCUCAACAGCUCCACCUUCUCCGACCGUCCGGCCAAAGAAUCGGCUUACAACUUAAUGUUCAACAGGUCCAUCGGAUUCGCUCCCUACGGCGUUUACUGGACGGCGCUCCGGAAAAUCGCCGCCGCGCACCUCUUCUGCCCCAAACAAGUCAAAGCUUCGGAGCUGCAGCGCGUGGAAAUAGCGAACCAGGUGGUGGCGGCACUCUCCUCAAACGUACGCGCCGAUAUUCGCGUGAGGGAUUUGCUGAAACUCGCUUCACUUAACAACAUGAUGUGCUCUGUUUUCGGAAGGAAAUACGACGUCGUUUCAAUGGACCCGGAGACCGAGGAGUUGAAUGAUUUGGUUGAACAGGGCUACGAUUUACUGGGGCAGCUGAACUGGUCGGACCACCUGUCGUUCUUAGCUGAUUUAGACAUACAAAAAAUCCGGUUCAGGUGCUCCCGGAUUGUGCCGCGGGUGAACCGUUUCGUGGGAAGGAUAAUCGCCCAGCACAAGGCGGCGAACGGCGCCGGGGAGAUCAACCCUGAUUUUGUGGAUGUCUUGUUGUCUCUCAAGGGUGCUGAUAGACUGUCGGAUUCAGACAUGAUCGCCGUUCUUUGGGAAAUGAUAUUUAGGGGCACGGACACGGUGGCAGUUCUGAUGGAGUGGAUAUUGGCAAGACUAGUGUUGCACCCUGAUAUUCAAUCCAAGGUCCACGAGGAGCUGGACAAGGUUGUCGGAAGGUCACGUGCGGUGACGGAGUCUGAUCUAACGGAGCUGGUCUACUUAACGGCAGUGGUGAAGGAAGUGUUAAGGUUGCACCCACCUGGCCCACUUCUAUCGUGGUCCCGCUUGUCGAUAAGGGAUUCCACGGUGGAUGGGUAUCACGUGCCAGCUGGUACCACAGCCAUGGUUAACAUGUGGGCCAUUAUGAGGGAUCCUGGUGUUUGGGUUGACCCAUUGACCUUCAACCCAGACAGGUUUAUGGGCCAAAGCCCAAAUUCAGACAUUUCAGUUUUAGGGUCGGAUCUGAGGCUGGCGCCUUUUGGUUCGGGUCGGAGGUCUUGCCCUGGUAAAACAUUAGGGAUGAGCACCGUCAACUUCUGGGUGGCCACCCUUUUGCAUGAAUUUCAAUUUGUGGGCGGUGGUGGUCAAAGCGUUGACUUGUCUGAGAUGCUGAGGCUGUCUUGUGAAAUGGCUAACCCUCUGGUUGUCAGGGUCCGACCCAGGCGUUGCUUCUCGUCGUCGUCGGCUUCUCAUUCAUUCUUAGCAUGCAGUACUUAUUAGUGGGAAUUAUUAUUUAUUAUUAAAAAAAAAAAGAUAAAAAGAAAUUGCGCUAAUCAUAUCGAUCUCUUAUAUAUAUAUAUAUAUAUGUCUAGAAAAAAAAAAGAAGUAUGGUUGUGGGUGGGUCUGUCUUACUUUAUGUGAAACUGUUGUUGUAAGUUUUCGAUCUGUGUUUGCUGGUGUUAACAAUUUAGAAGCAAGGCAGAAUUACUCGAUCGACUUAUAUACAUAUAUGUAUAUAUAUAAUCAAUGUAAAAGAAUUACAGUAUUAUUCAAAAUUAAUGCUUGGUUUGAUCAUAUGAUCAGU
Erythranthe guttata (spotted monkey flower) is the source of this 1994-nucleotide messenger RNA. RefSeq names its product cytochrome P450 78A3. The record is from RefSeq and is a predicted model, not a curated record. NCBI's taxonomy places the organism in Eukaryota, Viridiplantae, Streptophyta, Magnoliopsida, Lamiales, Phrymaceae. Gene Ontology annotation, molecular function: iron ion binding; monooxygenase activity; oxidoreductase activity, acting on paired donors, with incorporation or reduction of molecular oxygen.